Messenger RNA from Daldinia vernicosa, 1342 nucleotides. RefSeq names its product Protoglobin-domain-containing protein. NCBI's taxonomy places the organism in Eukaryota, Fungi, Ascomycota, Sordariomycetes, Xylariales, Hypoxylaceae. The coding region runs from base 236 to 1060 and encodes 274 amino acids. The transcript is spliced from 3 exons. Gene Ontology annotation, molecular function: heme binding; oxygen binding. The record is from RefSeq and is a predicted model, not a curated record.
UGUUACAGAAAGAAAAGAGUUGCUUAUUUCUUUUUCCAUGUUAAUUCAUGUGUUUUAUAAAAUUCGACUUUAGUUUCUUCUGCUUCUUUUUUUUUUCAAUUCACUGUCGAUUGUCAUUCUCUCUUACAGCUCGGCUUCUUUAUCAACUAGAACUUUUGCUUCUCCUUAAACACCAUUAAGUCUACCUAAGUUAUUCAAGCACAAAAUCCAGCUUCAAGGAUUAACAUUCUCCACAAUGGGACCUUCUGCACGUCCUCGGCAGCAUAUCGAUCGGAAAGAUCUAUAUACAAAUCUCGAGGCGCGAAUACAGUAUCUCCACUCAUUUAUUGAUUUCAGUUCAAAUGAUAUCGAGGCCUUGGUGACAGGCUCAAGAUACAUAAAACAGCUUAUCCCCGCCAUCGUCAAUAUUGUCUACCAGAAACUUCUGCAGUAUGACAUUACGACGCGAGCCCUACAAACCCGGAGUACGAGCUAUGAGGGACCGGUAGAUGAAAAUCUAGAUGAAAAUAGCCCGCAAAUAUUACAUCGCAAAAUGUUCUUAAGGGCGUAUCUAUCCAAGUUAUGUUCGGACCCUAGCACGAUGGAAUUUUGGGAGUAUCUGGACAAAGUGGGUAUGAUGCAUACUGGUCGUGGACGUGAACAUCCCUUACACGUCGAAUAUGUACAUAUUGGGGCAUGUCUCGCCUUCAUCCAAGACACUUUUACAGAGGCGCUUCUUUCGCACCCGCGUCUGCGGACGGAUAAGAAGAUUGCUCUAGUAAGGGCAAUCGGCAAGGUCAUUUGGGUCCAGAACGACCUUUUCGCGAAGUGGUAUGUACGCGACGGCGACGAGUUCGCGGAUGAGAUGGAGAAGCAGAGAGUCGAACCGGAAGGAUUCCUGCACGGGAAGAAGAUACUAGAGGACAUCGAGGAAGCCGUUCCAUCGUCUCCUUCGUGUCCCUUUACAGGGUUUUCUGCUGCAGCUAAGGCAGACGCAUGCAAUGGAUGUGGGGAGAAUGGCGAGAAAGAGAAUGGGUGCUCAUCAGCAUUACCUAUACGAACGCAUGUCGAAACGAAUUGAAGUUAUACAUCACGGCUAGCAUCACGGAUUCGUUUUCUAGCUUCAGGUUCACGUGGGCUCAAAUUAAAGGGCAAGGAAAUAUGCCAUCGGCAUACAGUGGCGUCAAGGAUAGUGGACUUGGUGGAAUCAUCUAGGCGUCAUUGCGGUAGCAUCAUAGCGGCGUAAAUAUACAUGCUUUCAUUAUGAGUGUUUAGGUCAAAUACGAACCCUUGAAUUUCAGUGUUGUGUUUCAUGAUACAUUGUGUCGGCUUGUGGGUGAUACUAGACGCAGGGUGUGCCCAG